CUGUCGUGAAAUAUUUAUGUUUAUGAUGUAAAAGUAUUUAAACGUCUAAUUGAAAUUCUUUUAAAUUUUUGUCGUGUCGUAGUCAAAGUUUUUAAUCAUUAAGCUUAGCUUUUUUGUUUUACUGCAUUCUACCAUAUAAAUAUAGCUAUUUCGAUUAUUUUCUUGUCAGAAUAGUUUAUACGUGGGUGUGUUUCGAAACCAUCUGUUAAUCUAGAAAUAAGAUGCUAAGUGUGUUAGAAUAAACAAUAAGUCUUGUUAUGUGCGUGUUUUCUCCUUCAAACGAAGAAAACCUUCAAUUGUAAGCACAGUUAUACACAUUAAAAUGAAUUAUUUGUUUUAUUUUUAGUAAAUGUGGUUGUGCCCAACUACUUAGUAUGUGAUACCUCUAUAUCAACUAUUUUCUGAUCUAAAAUUGAGCUUUGAUAAGAACUUUAUUUUGUGAAGUUGCGAAGGCAAUUUGAAUUUAUUAUGGCUGCAACAGUUGAAGAGCAAAUGUCCAGUAUGGAUGAAGGUGAUUCAGAAAUGACAACUCAGGAUGAAUCAACCGAAAUUCCCUGUGAAAAAGGACAGUGUCCUACAUUAACUGAUGUUUCUGAUUCAAAAAUGUCUUCCUCCUCAAUUGAAAGUAAAUCAAAUAUGGAAACUGCUAGUCCUGUUAAAGAUAAAAUAUCUGAUAGUAAUGACUUUAUAUAUCAAGUGAAAUGGAUUUCUCGAAAUGGAGUGAAGAGUCCAAUUAUAACACAGAAUGAAAAUGGUCCCUGCCCUCUUAUUGCUAUUACAAAUGUUCUAAUUAUGAAAGGCAGAAUUACAAUUCCUUCACUUGCGGAUUUUGUUUCAACAGAAAAUUUGAUGGAAUAUCUCGGCAAUUGUAUUUUGGAAAGCAUCCCUACUAAUAUUCCUGAAGGUACUCAGUUAAAUUUUGAACAGAAUAUGCAUGAUGCAAUGGCAGUUUUACCUAAACUUCAGACUGGAUUAGAUGUUAAUGUUAAAUUUACUGGAAUCAGUGAUUUCGAAUAUACAUCAGAAUGCAUUAUUUUUGACUUGCUAAGGAUACCGCUAUACCAUGGUUGGUUGAUAGAUCCUCAAAGUGAAGAAAUUGUUAGGGCUGUAGGGAAAUGUAGCUAUAACCAGCUGGUUGAGAAAAUAAUAAAUUUAAAAUUUUCAUCUGAUCCAGACCAAAUAACAGAAGCUCUAGUUGCUGAACAUUUCCUGGAAAAAUCUGCCUCUCAACUUACAUAUCAUGGCCUUUAUGAACUUACUUCUAAACUUAAAGAAGAUGAAUUGUGUGUUCUCUUUCGUAACAAUCAUUUUAGCUCCUUAGUUAAGCACAAUAACUGCCUUUAUCAGUUGGUUACUGAUCAAGGGUUUUUGAAUGAAAAUGUUGUUUGGGAGACUUUAGAUAACAUUGAAGGAGAUGGUCAGUUUGUUGAUUCAAGUUUUGUUCUGGUUCCUCCAAAAUGUGCUGAUGUACCGUUGCCACUUAAUAUUCCAGAAGAGAAACAAAUCGACCAAGACUAUUUGGUAGCUUUAAGUUUGCAAGAAGAGCAACAAAAACAACAGAGCAAUGAGUUUGAAUGGGAAGAAUUUAAAAAGAAAAAACUGGGAAUAUCAAAUGGCCUUUCCGAUGAAGAAUUAGCAUUGAGGUUGCAGGAAGAAGAAAUGAAUGAGGAAGACAAUCAUAGACCAACGGCAUCAGCACCUCAAUCAAACAACCAGUCUAGAAAUAACAGUAACAAUAGAUCAAGAGAUUGUAUAAUAUUAUGAUCCUCUGGAUAUCGAUGAGUGGGAUACUAUUGAUGUGCUUAUUGUGGCCUUAUUUAGACUUUACGUCAGAAAAUUCUUCUAAAUAAGAACUAUAAAGAAAGUUUGAA
Molecule: messenger RNA, 1871 nt
Organism: Parasteatoda tepidariorum (common house spider)
Lineage: Eukaryota; Metazoa; Arthropoda; Arachnida; Araneae; Theridiidae
Product: ubiquitin carboxyl-terminal hydrolase MINDY-1
Biological process (GO): protein K48-linked deubiquitination
Cellular component (GO): cell periphery; cytosol
Molecular function (GO): cysteine-type deubiquitinase activity; cysteine-type carboxypeptidase activity; K48-linked deubiquitinase activity
Source: RefSeq, a predicted model, not a curated record